Lachancea dasiensis is the source of this 3321-nucleotide messenger RNA. The record is from the annotation of a GenBank genome assembly. NCBI's taxonomy places the organism in Eukaryota, Fungi, Ascomycota, Saccharomycetes, Saccharomycetales, Saccharomycetaceae.
AUGGACCUAGAAUCACCAGCAUCCUCGGGACAUGGUGGUAAACGACCUGCAUCAGACGUUGAUACCGAUCUGCGCUCCUUGGUCCAAACGAUGACGCCAGAAAGCAUCGAAAGACCAAGGAAACGAGCCAGGCAUCUGAUGCCGAUGACGCAGUUGGAUACUCAAAGCACCAACAAUGACGACCCUCAAAAUCCCAACUGGCUCCCACCUGGUAAUGUUAAACGUGUGAAGCUUCGAAAUUUCAUGUGCCACGAAAACUUCGAACUAGACCUGGGCCCACGAUUGAACUUUAUCGUCGGGAAAAACGGCAGUGGCAAAAGCGCUGUGUUGACGGCUAUCACCAUAGGUCUGGGAGCAAAGGCCACGGACACGAACAGAGGAUCUAGCUUGAAGGAUUUGAUUCGCGAAGGAUGUCGUUCUUCGAAAAUUGUACUAGUUCUCAAUAACGCAGGGUACGGGGGGUACCAACAACAAACAUACGGAUCUGAAAUAACAAUCGAGCGCACCAUAAAAAAGGAUGGCCCAGCAACUUUUAGCGUGAAGGAUGAAAGUGGGAAGGAAAUUUCGAGUAAGAAACGUGAUUUGCAAGCUAUCGUGGAUUACUUUGCAAUUCCUGUCAUGAAUCCCAUGUGCUUCCUGUCACAGGAUGCCGCCAGAUCAUUUCUUACUGCUAGUUCACCUGCUGACAGGUACAAGCAUUUCAUGAGGGGAACGCUGUUGGAAGACACGGAGAACAACUUGAAUCGCGCAGUCGAAACUGCUAUAAGCGCGCAAAACAAUUUGAACUUUCAUGCCAAAAACAUCAAAGCGCUGCGACGGGAAUACGAAGAUUCAAAGCGACUAUUAAAGGAGAUAAGUGCUAACCACGAUUUAAACAGACGCAAGAAGGCAUUACAAGGCAAGUUAUUGUGGCUGAGUGUGGUGGAAAACGAAAAUUCAUAUGACAAACUUCAACACAACUGCUCAGAACUCCAAAAUAAAAUCCAAGAAAUCGAGAAUAAAGUAGGUAGGAAGCAGGACAGCAUUGAGCGUCUUAUAACGGACCAAACAGCCGUGGAGCAGGAACUAGAACGCGCUCUAAACACAUGGCAAGACCAGAAACGCGCAUACGAUGAUGCAAGGCAUGGAGUUAAUCAAGUAAAGCUGGAAUUCGAAACCCAAAAACAAAACCGUUCGGAGACGGCCAAACUCAUUGAGGAGGCAAAGGCUAAGAUUAGCGCUUGUGAGGAUACUAUUAAAAGAUUCGAAGAGUCAAGAAGAUUGCAAUUAGGAGGCGAUCGAAAGCAACUCCUCAAAGAAGCCGAGCACUUCAGAGAUAAAAUAGAACAACAAAAGAAGGUUCGCUCCGAUUACGGCCUCAAACUGCAAAAACUUUUAGAUGAUCAACGAAAUAUCGAAAAACGCCGCGAUACUGAGAUUGCAGCAAUAGCCAGUGCAAUGAGACAUCACCAGGAAGAACUCAAAAGGGUUCGUAGCGGAGACAAUAAUUUUUUAGCCAACUUCGAUCGAAAUAUGGAGAAAGUUGUCCAGGCGAUACAGGCCAACAUUAAAAGGUUUUCAGCAGCUCCAAUAGGACCACUUGGAGCGUAUGUGACAAUAAGGAACGAAUACAAGGAAUGGACGAGGUCGAUACAGGCUUACUUGGGCCCUACAUUGAAUGCCUUUAUUGUUGCUAAUGGCGAAGAUAAUGCUCUCUUGAAACAAAUUUUUCAUAACUGCGGGCUGCGUCUCAAGGCCCCAGUAAUUACUUAUAAGCCAUAUGCCUUUGAUUAUACAUCUGGGAAAGCCAAAACGAAGUAUCCGACUCUGAUUGAUGCUUUGGAUUGCUCAGCGAAUACCCGUUACCUGUUCAUCGAUCAAAAUAGGAUUGAAAAGGUCCUCCUGAUUAAGGACAAGGACGAUGCUAGGAGAUUUCUCGCUGAAAAGCCAGAAAAUGUUAGUAUGGCCCUAUGUCGUUUGACAGAUAACAGUGGCUUCCAAUGUUCCUAUAGACUCGCUUUUAGCAUCAAUUCGGUCGACUACGACUCAAAUUUGAGAAUACGAGCCAAGGCAUCGUCAGAAGAAGUUACAACGUAUUUGGAAAAGCUUAUAGAACAGGAAAGAAAAAAGAACAAAGAGGCGGAGAUUUCUUAUAAAGAAUCUGUUUCCAAGGUUCGCGAUCAGAUCGUUGCUAUACGCAAUCAAAUCAAACAGAUCGAAGAUGACAUUGCAGUAGAUGGAAGGAAGGAAGCGAGUUUGCGUUUAGAGCUUGAAAAGGAGGUUGACACCGGCAUUUGUGUUCAAGCGGAAGCCGACAUAAAAUCUUACGAGGAAGCGAUCACAAGCUACUUGCUGACCAUCGCCGAUAUUGAUAAAAAAUUGGAUGAGAUCGGUCAAAGAGGACAACCCUUGAAGCAGAUUUUGAAUGAAACGAAGGCCAGUGUCCAGGCGGCAGAUGACGCUUUGAGUAAUUUACGAAAUUCAAUUUCGUCAAGGUCAUCAAAAUUAGAGCAGUUGAACGAUGACGUCAAGUACUACCGAGAGAAGCUGGACAAUUACCACAUGAAGUUAGAAAGCACAAGGACGAAAUCUGGCGAAUUUCGAGAAGGUAUUCAAGAGCAGAUUUCAAAUGCCGAGGUUUACUGUCGUAGGGAAGUCGCCUUCGCAGCAGAUAUGCCAGAGUCAAUAGAUGAUACUAAAUCGGAAAUUGAGAGAGUUUCACAACAGAUCAAUAGGGCUGAGGAGAGGGUGGGGCUAUCACAGGAUGAAAUCAUGGCACUCUUCGAAAACUCCAAGUCCAAAUAUAACAAUGCUGUUACUAAAUAUGCAGAGAUCGAAACUGCGAUCAAGCAAGUUAAUGACUCUAUUAAAAGACGUUUACAAUCAUUAAGUUAUGCAAAGGCUGAUACCUGCGGCACAGCAGACCUUGAUUUCAAAGAAUCGUUGCGUUUCAGAAAUUUAUCAGGAGGGCUCAACUUUGACUUCAAUAAGAAGACGUUGAACAUGCUUCUCAAAACACCGAACGACGAACAACCACGAAAUGUUGACACUUUCUCUGGCGGAGAGAAGUCAUUUGCUCAAACAUCGCUGUUACUUGCCACGUGGAGACCAAUGCGGUCCAGAGUUAUUGCAUUAGACGAAUUUGACGUAUUUAUGGACCAAAUUUACCGCGAGAUUGGAUCAAAGUUGAUUAUGACAAAGUUAUCUAAGGAAGAACGAACUCAAACAAUUAUAAUUACCCCGCAAGACAUUGGAAAGAUUGCUAAUUUUGACGAUCCAGGGAUAAGAAUACAUAAAAUGAAUGAUCCGGAAAGGGCAAAUAACUCAGGCGCACGAGCUUGA